AUGGGCAGCAGGAUCUGGCACUGGGCUCUGGUCUGGGCCUCUGUGGCCUUGCUCAAGGUGUGGCCAGCAGAGAUCCAGGGCCAGGUACAGCAGAGCUUGGAAUACCCAGAAUUCACCGGAGAUGGUCAGAAAGCAUAUAACGCUCCCACCUCCUCAUCCACCCAGCACGUCACCUUCAUCCCACCUAUCACUGUCUUCCCUAGCAUGAGCCCCUUGAAUGUGGUACACAAUGGAAGAGUGUGCAGCACAUGGGGUGACUUCCACUAUAAGACCUUCGAUGGUGACAUGUUCCACUUUCCUGGCCUCUGUAACUAUGUCUUCUCUUCACACUGUGGGGCCACCUACGAGGACUUCAACAUCCAACUGCGUCGUGGUCUGGAGGGUUCCAGGCCCAUGGUCACCCAUGUGGUCCUCAGGACCCAGGGGCUGGUGAUUGAGCUGUCCAAUGGCUCUGUCCUGGUGGACGGACGGUGGGUGGAGCUACCCUACAGCCGUGCAGGUCUUCUGAUGGAGAAGAGCAGUGGUUAUGUGAAGGUCAGCAUCCGGCUGGUCCUCACCUUCCUGUGGAAUGAAGACAGUGCCCUGCUGGAGCUGGACUCCAAAUAUACCAACCAGACGUGUGGGCUGUGCGGUGACUUCAACGGACUCCCAGCUGUCAAUGAGUUCUACGCCCACAACACCAGGUUGACCCCUGUGCAGUUCGGAAACCUGCAGAAGCUGGAUGGUCCUACAGAGCAGUGCCAGGAUACCUUGCCCUCAGCUGUCAACAACUGCACAGAUAGGGAGGACAUCUGUCGCCGUGUCCUGCUUGGCCCUGCCUUUGCCGAGUGCAAUGCCCUGGUAGAUGUCAACAUGUACUUGGAUGCCUGUGUCCAGGACUUGUGCCUCUGCCCCACAUGCCCAUGUGCCACUUUUGCUGAAUAUUCCCGCCAGUGUGCCCAUGCAGGGGGCCAUCCACAGAACUGGAGGAGUUCUGAUCUGUGCAACCAGACAUGCCCUUUUAACAUGGAAUACCAGGAGUGCAGCUCGCCCUGUGUGGAUACCUGCUCCAACCCCCAACGCUCCCAGCUCUGCGAGGACCACUGCAUGGAUGGCUGCUUCUGUCCCCCAGGCACUGUGCUGGAUGACAUCAGACACUUGGGCUGUGUGGCCCUGGAGCAGUGCCACUGCACCCAUGGUGGUCACACGUAUGCCCCUGGAGAGUCCUUCAAUACCAGCUGCAGCUCCUGCACCUGCUUCGGGGGAUUGUGGCAGUGCCAGGACUUGCUGUGCCCCGCCACCUGCUCUGUGCAAGGCGGGUCCCACAUCUUCACCUAUGACGAGAAAUUCUACAAUGUGCAUGGGGACUGCAGCUACAUCCUGUCCAAGAAAUGUGCAGAUAGCAGCUUCACUGUGCUGGUCGAUCUGCGGAAGUGUGGAGUGACGGAUACUGAGAACUGCCUCAAAGCAGUCACACUCAACCUCAACAGUGGGGACAUGGUCAUCCGGAUCCAGGCCAAUGGUGCCGUGUUCCUGAACUCCAUCUUUACUCAGCUGCCCCUAUCAGCAGCCAAUGUCACCAUCUUUAGUCCAUCGUCCUUCUUCAUCAUGGUGCACACAGGCAUGGGGCUACAGCUGCAAGUGCAACUGGUGCCCAUCAUGCAGGUGUUUGUCAGCCUGGACCCCUCCUACCAUGGCCAGAUGUGUGGCCUGUGCGGGAACUUCAACCAGAACCAGGCCGAUGACUUCACAGCCCUCAGUGGGGUGGUGGAGGGCACAGGAGCUGCCUUCUCCAAUACCUGGAAGACUCAAGUCUCCUGCCCCAAUGCCAAGAACAUCUUUGAGGACCCCUGCUCGUACAGCGUGGAGGCUGAGAACUAUGCCCAGGAGUGGUGCUCCAUGCUCACCGAAAGCUCAGGCGUCUUCUCAGCCUGCCAUGCCACCGUCAGCCCAGCAGCCUUCUACUCGAACUGCAUAUUUGACACGUGUAACUGUGAGAAGAGCGAGGACUGCAUGUGCGCAGCCCUGUCCUCCUACGUGCGUGCCUGUGCCGCCAAAGGCGUGCUGCUCAGUGGCUGGAGGGACGGCGUCUGCUCCAAGUACAUGAACAACUGUCCCCAAACCAAGAGCUACUCCUAUGCUGUGAGUACUUGUGAGCCUACCUGCCGCUCUCUGAGUGAGGCCGACGUCACCUGUGGCAUCUCCUUUGUGCCCGUGGAUGGCUGCACCUGUCCUGAAGGCACCUUCCUGGAUGACAAGGGUCACUGUGUGCCUGAUGAGGAGUGCCCCUGUUUCUUCCAUGGAACUGUGGUGGCUCCUAGAGAGUUUGUUACAGACAAUGGUGUGGUGUGCUCAUGUGAAAAUGGGAAGUUGACCUGUCUUGGAGCCCUGAUGCAGAGGAGCACAGAGUGCCAGGCGCCUAUGGUAUAUCUAGACUGUAACAACGCCUCAGUGGGUGACCAAGGGGCUGAAUGCCUCAGAAGCUGCCACACACUGGACGUGGAUUGUUUCAGCACACACUGUGUCUCGGGCUGUGUAUGUCCCUCAGGGCUGGUAGCAGAUGGGAAUGGGGGCUGCAUUGCUGAGGAGGACUGCCCCUGCGUACACAAUGAGGCCACCUACAGACCUGGGGAGAUCAUCCGGGUAGACUGCAAUAACUGUACCUGCAGGAACCGCCGGUGGGAGUGUACGAAUCAGCCCUGUAUGGGUGCAUGUGUGGCCUAUGGGGAUGGCCAUUUUGUCACCUUUGAUGGUGAACGCUACAUCUUUGAAGGCAGCUGCGAGUAUACCUUAGCUCAGGACUACUGCAGAGGCAACACCAGUACUGAUGGGACCUUCCGUAUUGUCACUGAGAAUGUCCCUUGUGGGACCACAGGAACCACCUGCUCCAAGGCCAUCAAGAUCUUUGUGGAGAGCUAUGAGCUGAUUCUUCAUGAGGGGAACUUCAAAGUGGUAGAGAGAGGGUCAAGUGGGGAACUUCCAUACAAGAUCAGAUACAUGGGUAUCUUCCUGGUCAUUGAGAUCCGCAGUGGGAUAGUCGUGUCCUGGGACAGGAAGACCAGUGUGUUUGUCCGACUGCAGCAGCAUUACAAGGGCAGGGUCUGUGGCCUGUGUGGGAACUUCGAUGACAAUGCCAUCAAUGACUUCACCACACGCAGCCAGUCCGUGGUGGGCGAUGUGCUGGAGUUUGGAAAUAGCUGGAAGUUCUCGCCAUCCUGCCCAGAUGCCCCAGUUCCCAAGGACCCCUGCACUGCCAACCCUUACCGCAAGUCCUGGGCCCAGAAGAAGUGCAGCAUCAUUAACAGUGCGACCUUUGCUGCCUGCCACUCCCAGGUUGACUCUACCAAGUACUAUGAAGCCUGUGUGCAUGAUGUGUGUGCCUGUGACUCAGGGGGUGACUGUGAGUGUUUCUGCACUGCUGUGGCUGCCUAUGCCCAGGCCUGCCAAGAUAUGGGUGUGUGCUUGUCCUGGAGAACACCAGACAUCUGCCCUCUUUUCUGUGACUACUACAACCCUCACGGGGAGUGUGAGUGGCAUUACCAGCCCUGUGGAGCCCCCUGUCUGAAGACCUGUCGAAACCCUGCUGGACACUGCCUUGUUGAACUGCCAGGCCUGGAAGGCUGCUACCCACAAUGCCCACCUAGCCAUCCCUUCUUCAAUGAGGACCAGAUGAAGUGUGUGGCCCAGUGUGGAUGCUAUGAUGAUGAUGGAAACUACCACGACAUUGGCACAGAGGUCCCUACAGCUGAGAACUGCCAGAGUUGUCUCUGCACCCCUGGUGGCCUCAGCUGUGUUCACAACCUUACAGCCUGCACAUGCAUCUACGAGGGCCGUACCUACCACUUCAAUGAUGUUGUCUACAACACCACGGAUGGCCUUGGUGCAUGCUUAGUGGCCAUCUGCAAAGACAAUGGGACUAUAAUACGCACAGCUGAAGAGUGCCCUGAAGUCUUGUCUACCACACCAUUUACAUUCACCAGUACCUUGGCACCCAGUGCCACAACAGGCUCAGCUUUCACUGUGUCCACUGUGUCCACUGUGUGUGUCCGGGAGGUCUGCCACUGGUCCAUUUGGUAUGAUCAGAGCUAUCCAGAGCCUGGCAUGGCAGGUGGGGACUUUGAAACAUUUGAGGACCUGAGGCGCAAAGGGUACCAGGUGUGUCAAACCCCUGCUGCCAUUGAGUGCCGUGCCAAGAAGUUCCCCAGCACGGACUUACGGGAGCUGGGUCAGAAGGUGAACUGUGACCCUUCCUGGGGACUGAAAUGCCUCAACAGUGAGCAGAACCCCCCACUCUGCUACAACUAUGAGCUGAGGGUUCUGUGUUGUGAAUAUGUACCGUGUAGUUCCCCCCUGACCUCAGGCGGAAGUACCACUCACUCCCAGCCUGAGACCGGUACUCAGACAACAUCCGCAGUAUCUAAGUCCACACCCUCCAGGACCACAGAAAGGAAUGAGAUAUCCCUGAAUACGACUCACAACUCAAGGAAAACAGUGGCAGUCACCUCAAAAGGAAGAACAACUUCACAAUCCACUGUGUUGAGACACUCAGUCAGCAGCCUCCCCAUGACCAGCCCUACAUGGACUACAAUAGUGACAGGAACCACCUUGCACACAACACUUAGUUCCCAGCCAACAUCAGUAUUCGCCUCACAGACAGGGUCCACUUCAACAGCCAGUGUGGUCACACAGUCAGUCAGCAGUCCCGGGACCUCCACCACCUGCCAGCCCCGAUGCCAGUGGACAAAGUGGUUCGAUACAGACUACCCCAAGUCUGACAAAGAGGGAGGAGACAUUGAGACAUAUGACAGGAUCAGAGCCGCCGGGGCAGAUAUCUGUGAACAGCCUCGGGACAUCCAGUGUGUGGCCCAGAACUACCCCGAUAUCAGCCUGGACCUGUUGGAUCAGGAAGUGAAGUGUGACGUCAACUUCGGUCUGGUGUGUCACAACAAGGACCAGCAACAUGAAUUUGGGAUGUGCUUCAACUACAUGAUCCGUGUGCUGUGCUGCAGUGACAGCCACUGCCAGGGACCGACCACCACGGCAGGGUCUCCCCCUACACCAGGAACUGCCACCUCUGCCACUCAGACCCUGUCCUCCAAGCCUUAUCCCAGCACUAGUCCAAUUGAGACCUGGUCUCCCUCAGGCUCCACCACCAGCAUCCAUGCCUCAGAGAUGCCCACCCCUGGGAUUCUGGAUAAAAGUGUGUCAUCCCCAGCCAGCACUACUUUGACAGUCACCUCGAAGACAACUCAGCCUCCCAAGAGCCCAGAGUCCUCUGGCAUUGUCAGCAGCCCCGGGACCUCCACCACCUGCCAGCCCCGAUGCCAGUGGACAAAGUGGUUUGAUACAGACUACCCCAGGUCUGACAGAGAGGGAGGGGACAUUGAGACAUAUGACAGGAUCAGAGCCGCCGGGGCAGAUAUCUGUGAACAGCCUCGGGACAUCCAGUGUGUGGCCCAGAACUACCCCGAUAUCAGCCUGGACCUGUUGGAUCAGGAAGUGAAAUGUGACGUCAACUUCGGUCUGGUGUGUCACAACAGGGACCAGCAACAUGAAUUUGGGAUGUGCUUCAACUACAUGAUCCGUGUGCUGUGCUGCAGUGACAGCCACUGCCAGGGACCGACCACCACGGCAGGGUCUCCCCCUACACCAGGAACUGCCACCUCUGCUACUUCCAGCCACAUCCAGGGAGACCCAAACCUCAUCACGGCUAACCACUGGUCUCUCCUCAGCCCUUACAACCAGGAGGACCUCUUCUACAGGCUAAACAAGACAGGUAUCCAGAUAUGCGAGAAACCUGUGGACAUUGAAUGUGAAGCCAUCCUCUUCCCCAACAUGUCCUUCCAGCAGCUGGGCCAGGAGGUGGUUUGUAAUGUGGACUUUGGACUCAUCUGCAGGAACAGCAAACAGGCCAAAAACCAAACCUGUUUCAACUACCAUAUCCGUGUGCUCUGCUGUGAGGAAGACAUCAGCUGUUUCAGCACAACUGGGUCACUCUCUACCACCUCCAGCCAAGUCAGCAAGUCAUACUCCUCUACCUCCCUGACCUCACCUGGACCAUCCUAUUCUCCUCCUGGAAGCACCACCAUGAGCUCAGCCACAGCUGCCUCCACCACCAAAGCUACCACCUCCUUAAAGAGUGAAAAAAGCACGAUGACCAACACUGUCCACACAGGAGCUGCACCUUCCACACACUCAGUCAGCAGUCCCGGGACCUCCACCACCUGCCAGCCCCGAUGCCAGUGGACAAAGUGGUUUGAUACAGACUACCCCAAGUCUGACAGAGAGGGAGGAGACAUUGAGACAUAUGACAGGAUCAGAGCCGCCGGGGCAGAUAUCUGUGAACAGCCUCGGGACAUCCAGUGUGUGGCCCAGAACUACCCCGAUAUCAGCCUGGACCUGUUGGAUCAGGAAGUGAAGUGUGAUGUCAACUUCGGUCUGGUGUGUCACAACAAGGACCAGCAACAUGAAUUUGGGAUGUGCUUCAACUACAUGAUCCGUGUGCUGUGCUGCAGUGACAGCCACUGCCAGGGACCGACCACCACGGCAGGGUCUCCCCCUACACCAGGAACUGCCACCUCUGCCACUCAGACCCUGUCCUCCAAGCCUUAUCCCAGCACUAGUCCAAUUGAGACCUGGUCUCCCUCAGGCUCCACCACCAGCAUCCAUGCCUCAGAGAUGCCCACCCCUGGGAUUCUGGAUAAAAGUGUGUCAUCCCCAGCCAGCACUACUUUGACAGUCACCUCGAAGACAACUCAGCCUCCCAAGAGCCCAGAGUCCUCUGGCAUUGUCAGCAGCCCCGGGACCUCCACCACCUGCCAGCCCCGAUGCCAGUGGACAAAGUGGUUUGAUACAGACUACCCCAGGUCUGACAGAGAGGGAGGGGACAUUGAGACAUAUGACAGGAUCAGAGCCGCCGGGGCAGAUAUCUGUGAACAGCCUCGGGACAUCCAGUGUGUGGCCCAGAACUACCCCGAUAUCAGCCUGGACCUGUUGGAUCAGGAAGUGAAGUGUGAUGUCAACUUCGGUCUGGUGUGUCACAACAAGGACCAGCAACACGAAUUUGGGAUGUGCUUCAACUACAUGAUCCGUGUGCUGUGCUGCAGUGACAGCCACUGCCAGGGACCGACCACCACAGCAGGGUCUCCCCCUACACCAGGAACUGCCACCACUGCCACUCAGACCCUGUCCUCCAAGCCUUAUCCCAGCACUAGUCCAAUUGAGACCUGGUCUCCCUCAGGCUCCACCACCAGCAUCCAUGCCUCAGAGAUGCCCACCCCUGGGAUUCUGGAUAAAAGUGUGUCAUCCCCAGCCAGCACUACUUUGACAGUCACCUCAAAGACAACUCAGCCUCCCAAGAGCCCAGAAUCCUCUGGCAUUGUCAGCAGCCCCGGGACCUCCACCACCUGCCAGCCCCGAUGCCAGUGGACAAAGUGGUUUGAUACAGACUACCCCACGUCUGACAAAGAGGGAGGGGACAUUGAGACAUAUGACAGGAUCAGAGCCGCUGGGGCAGAUAUCUGUGAACAGCCUCAGGAUAUCCAGUGUGUGGCCCAGAACUACCCCGAUAUCAGCCUGGACCUGUUGGAUCAGGAAGUGAAGUGUGAUGUCAACUUCGGUCUGGUGUGUCACAACAAGGACCAGCAACAUGAAUUUGGGAUGUGCUUCAACUACAUGAUCCGUGUGCUGUGCUGCAGUGACAGCCACUGCCAGGAACCGACCACCACUCCAGGGUCUCCCCCUACACCAGGAACUGCCACCUCUGCCACUCAGACCCUGUCCUCCAUUCCUCAGCCCAACACUACUCUGACUGUGACCAGGACUCACUCAGCUCCCACCACAGUAGCAACAAGCCUCCUAAAAACUCUCCCAGGCUCUAGUCACACAGUCACUCUUGUUACAUCCUCUGGCAGUAGUCCCCCACAUGUUUCUAAUGUCAAGGAAACCAGCAUCCCAGGAAAGGUUUCCUCUAUCCAUACAACAGUCAACAUCCUGCCUAAAACAUUACAGUCUUCGACUCCUGCCUUGACAACAAAACAAACUUCCUCAACUGAAAUCUGGACAACAAUACUUACUGGUACAGCUGGUACUGGCUCCUCAAAACCCCCACCCACGAGCCUGGGGUUGACUACAGGCAUAAAAGAGCUGUCUACCAGUCCACCAAGGACACAGACACUACCAGUCCCUGCGACUAAUGCCACCACCAGCCAGGGCACAACCCGCUGCCAGCCCAAGUGUAAGUGGACUGAAUGGUUUGAUGUGGACUCACCAACCUCAGGAGCAGUAAGAGGGGACAUGGAGACCUAUGAAAACAUCAGAGCUUCUGGUAAGAAGAUAUGCCAGACACCAGAGAAGAUUGAGUGUCAGGCAGAGAACUACCCUGCAGUGAGCAUUGAUAAGAUUGGCCAAGUAGUAAGCUGUAACCUGGAGACAGGACUGGUCUGUAAAAAUGAGGACCAGACAGAUGAUUUCAAAAUGUGCUUCAACUAUAAUAUACGUGUGCUUUGCUGUGACGACUAUAGCAACUGCCCUACCACAACUGCUGUACCACCUACAUCCACCAUGAACAGCCCUAAAGUCAGCAGCGAGGUCUCCACCAUGGCCACCAGUCCAUCAGCAAGACAAGGACACUCCACCAAAGCUACCACCUCCUUAAAGAGUGAAAAAAGCAUGAUGACCAACACUAUCCACACAGGAGCUGCACCUUCCACACACUCAGUCAGCAGUCCCGGGACCUCCACCACCUGCCAGCCCCGAUGCCAGUGGACAAAGUGGUUUGAUACAGACUACCCCAGGUCUGACAGAGAGGGAGGGGACAUUGAGACAUAUGACAGGAUCAGAGCCGCCGGGGCAGAUAUCUGUGAACAGCCUCGGGACAUCCAGUGUGUGGCCCAGAACUACCCCGAUAUCAGCCUGGACUUGUUGGAUCAGGAAGUGAAGUGUGACGUCAACUUCGGUCUGGUGUGUCACAACAAGGACCAGCAACAUGAAUUUGGGAUGUGCUUCAACUACAUGAUCCGUGUGCUGUGCUGCAGUGACAGCCACUGCCAGGGACCGACCACCACGGCAGGGUCUCCCCCUACACCAGGAACUGCCACCUCUGCCACUCAGACCCUGUCCUCCAAGCCUUAUCCCAGCACUAGUCCAAUUGAGACCUGGUCUCCCUCAGGCUCCACCACCAGCAUCCAUGCCUCAGAGAUGCCCACCCCUGGGAUUCUGGAUAAAAGUGUGUCAUCCCCAGCCAGCACUACUUUGACAGUCACCUCAAAGACAACUCAGCCUCCCAAGAGCCCAGAAUCCUCUGGCAUUGUCAGCAGCCCCGGGACCUCCACCACCUGCCAGCCCCGAUGCCAGUGGACAAAGUGGUUCGAUACAGACUACCCCAGGUCUGACAGAGAGGGAGGGGACAUUGAGACAUAUGACAGGAUCAGAGCCGCUGGGGCAGAUAUCUGUGAACAGCCUCGGGACAUCCAGUGUGUGGCCCAGAACUACCCCGAUAUCAGCCUGGACCUGUUGGAUCAGGAAGUGAAGUGUGACGUCAACUUCGGUCUGGUAUGUCACAACAGGGACCAGCAACACGAAUUUGGGAUGUGCUUCAACUACAUGAUCCGUGUGCUGUGCUGCAGUGACAGCCACUGUCCUAGGACCCCUUCCAGCACCACAAAGUCAACUCUGCCCUGGUCUACCCACACUCCCCUGGUCCCUUUCACAAUCACAUCAAGCACGGAGUCCACCUUUCAGACCAAGCAUCCCUUCAGCUCCCCCGUACCAAGUACUCAAGCAUCCACAUGGACCACAUAUCCUGACUCAGGCUGUGUACCUCAGUGCACGUGGACAGAAUGGUUCGAUGCGGACUUCCCUAACCCUGGCCCCAGAGGCGGGGACUUUGAGGUCUACGCAGUGUUACGGGAAGUUGGUUUUGUCUUCUGUGAGCAGCCCAAGGACAUCCAGUGCCGCUCUGAGAAUGAGCCAGACAGGCCCUUGGAAACUCUAGAGCAGGUGGUCCAGUGUGAUGUGCGAUUUGGGCUGAUAUGCAAGAAUAUCAACCAAACGGGACCUUUGCAAUACUGUGACAACUACCAUGUGCGCUUCCUCUGCUGUGACAAUGUCAGCCACUGUACCACCUCACCUAUGGCCACCCUCUCCACUGUUCCUUCUUCCUCUCCCCUGCUGUCCACUCAUGCUUCCCCAACCUCGAACACUAUGACUUCUUCACCUGUGGUCCCUAGCUCUACUCACACCUCUCCAGUUUUGACCACCGGGACUUCAUCUGUAGCCACGGGCCCCACUGUGGCCCCCUCCUCUACUUCCAAGACCACUCACCCCCCUGAAGUUUCCCCCAGCAGCCAGGUGACCUUCAGCCUGUCUACUGCUUCUCCCUUGGGCCCUAGUACCCUCAGGCCUACUGUCCUUUCCAGCCGACCAUUUUCCCCAUCACCCUGUUUCUGCCAGGCAUUUGGACAGCUGUUCUUACCUGGAGAGGUCAUUUACAAUAAGACUGAUGGAGCUGGCUGCCAAUUGUACGCCACCUGCAACCAGUACUGUGAUGUUGACCGCUUCCAGGGUGCCUGCCCCUCCUCUUCACCUCCAGCGCCCUCGACCUCUGCAUCUUUGCCUCCCCCGCUUCCUGGAUGUGAUGAUGCCACUCCUCCCCGGCAGGUGAAUGAGUCCUGGACCCUGGAGAACUGCACAGUGGCCAGGUGCCAGGGAAAUAACCAAAUCAUCCUCCUAGAGCCGGAGCCUGUGGACAAUGUCACCUGUGCCAACAAGCACUUGCCCAUCCAAGUGUGGGACCAGGAGCCUUGCCAUUUCCACUAUGAGUGUGAAUGCUUCUGCAGUGGAUGGGGGCGCUCACACUACCUGACGUUUGACGGCACCUCCUAUACUUUCCUGGACAACUGUACCUCGGUGCUCAUGAGAGAGAUUCUCCCUCGCCAUGGCAACCUGAGCAUCCUUGCUCACAGCUACUACUGUGGGGCUACCACCAAUGUCACCUUCUGUCCCCGAGCCCUCAGUGUGUACUACAACUCCAUGGAGAUUGUCCUCACCACCACCACCACUGCCAGUGGGAAGGAGGAGGGCCUGAUCAUAUGGGACCAAAUGUGGAUAAGCUCAGGUUUCAGUAAGAAUGGUGUGACAGUGUCCUUGAGCGGCAUCACCACGAUGAGUGUCAACAUUUCCACCAUUGGCACCAGCAUCACCUUUGAUGGGCACAUCUUCCAGAUAUGGUUACCCUACAGACACUUCAGCAACAAUACCGAGGGCCAGUGUGGUACCUGCACAAACAGCCAGGCAGAUGACUGCCGCCGGCCAGAUGGCACCAUAGCUUCCAACUGCCAGGACAUGGCCAAAGACUGGCUGGUGCCUGGGAACAGCAACAAUGGCUGCUUAGCUCAGCCUAGCCCUCCCCCAAGCACCACUCCCCAGCCCUCAGUGUCCAGCACACCCACCUCCACCCCAUGCCCCACUGUACCCCUCUGUGAGCUGAUGCUGAGCCAGGUCUUCGCCGAGUGCCACACGCUCAUCCCUCCAGACACCUUCUUCAGUUCCUGUGUCAAUGACUACUGCAAUACCAAUGUUACUGACAUGCCCUGUCAAAGCCUGGAGGCCUAUGCCACACUCUGCCGGGCCCGGGGUGUGUGCACCAACUGGCGUAAUGCCACUGGAGGGCUUUGUGACCUUUCCUGUCCACCCACUAAGGAAUACAGGCCUUGUGGACCUCUGCAUCCAGUAUCCUGCAGCUCCAGAACCCUGAACAUUUCAACUGAGAUGCUGGCAGAGGGCUGCUUCUGCCCUGAGAAUCAGCUCCUCUUCAACUCACGCAUGGACAUCUGUGUGCUGGAGUGUCCCUGCGUGGGACCUGAUGGGCUACCCAAGAUUCCGGGAGAACACUGGAUCAGCAACUGCCAGUCCUGUGUGUGCGACCCCAGCUCUGUGUCAGUACAGUGUGAGCCGGUGCGGUGUGAGAGCCAGGAGCACCCACAGUGCACAGAAGCUGGCCUCGUGACCAUGACCAAGCCCAACCCUGACAACCCAUGCUGCCCCGAGACAGUCUGUGUCUGCAAUACAACCACCUGCCCCAAGAGUCAGCCCAAGUGUGAGCCAGGGCACGAGCUGAUCCACACCUACGAGGAGGGCAGCUGCUGCCCCAGCCCCAGCUGUCGACCUAUGAUGUGCACAUACAAUGACACCCUCUAUGGGGUUGGGGCAAACUUCCCAGGCAACGACCCCUGCCAAACAUGCACCUGCUUCUCUGUGGGCCAUCAAGAACCCAAAGUAGAGUGUAGAGAGAUCCUUUGUACCACCUCCUGCCCCCAGGGCUUCAAGUAUACGCCGGUGCCAAAGCAGUGCUGUGGGGAGUGUGUACAGAAUGCCUGCUUCACGCCAGAUGGCCAGGCAAUGCAGCCCAAUGAAACCUGGGUGAACAGUCAUGUGGACAACUGCACUGUGUACCACUGUAUGGAUGAGAAUGGAAUCCAUAUACUGACUCCAAUGCCCCCGGACUGCCCUGAUGUGUCCAACUGUACGGGAACCCUAAGGAAAUCAGGUUGCUGUUAUUCCUGUGAACAAAAUGACUCAAGUACAUGUCAAGUGCACAUAAACACAACCAUCCUGCGGUAUAAAGGCUGUGAAACAGAUGUGGCAGUCAAUAUCCCCUUCUGCAAGGGGUCCUGCUCUGCAAUGUCCAAGUACUCCAUGGAGGCUCAGGCUAUGGAACAUCAGUGCACCUGCUGUCAGGAGAGCAAGGUCCAUGAUGUAGCUGUGACCAUGCAGUGUCCCAACGGUACAGUCAUCCAGCACACCUAUAGCCACAUCGAUGAGUGCAGCUGUGCCCUGGCCUGCAGCUUCCUGCCCCUGACUUCCAUGAACACUCCCUAG
This is a messenger RNA of Peromyscus californicus insignis, 12858 nucleotides long. RefSeq names its product mucin 5B, oligomeric mucus/gel-forming (gene Muc5b). Gene Ontology annotation, cellular component: extracellular matrix. The coding region runs from base 1 to 12858 and encodes 4285 amino acids. The record is from RefSeq and is a predicted model, not a curated record. Gene Ontology annotation, molecular function: protein binding. Lineage: Eukaryota; Metazoa; Chordata; Mammalia; Rodentia; Cricetidae. The transcript has 51 exons.